AUGCAGCGCGCUCCAGCACCUGUCCGGAGUCCCCGCCCGGCAGCACCUUCUCGAGCGCCUUCACGAGGAGGUCCACGCAGCACUGCGACUCGGCGAGCCGAAUCGGCGGGCCCAGGGGAAGCACGGGAAGGAGAUGCGAACAAGCACGGGUAUGUUAGCCAAAUGAGCGUCGACCAAACGUUACGGAAACUCCAUGUGCACACAGCGUGCAUAACUUUUCUUGAGCACCAGUUCGAUUGCCAUUUCGUUCGGGCAAAGCAGCAAAUUCGCGAAGACGCUUUGAAUGUGCGUCGCAGGAUGGACCAGGCGCUGCUGAACAAAAGUAUGCUUUACUUGAAUCGGAUUUUCUCCUCGGCCGCUCGCAAGAAUGUUUGUGUUGUAUUCAUCUCGCACACGUUUACGUACUUUUGUUUAGCAAGGCGGGGGGCGGAAAUUCAUUCUUCAAAAAAACAGCGCGACCAGUCCCGGAGCUCGUCCCACAAGUCAGUCGAACAACAUCAAUGCCAUCGUUUGUGCAACCAAAAGCGAAAAGGCUUUUCUAGCAACGAGGUCGAAAAGUUAUGCCGGCUUGAUCGGUUUCGGUUGCAGCUUUCAACAUGGUGGCGUGCUGUUGCUGGCAGACGGAUGUGCUUGUCUAUCUUCAAUUGUACAUGAUUUAGUCGUGGUUCACUGAGUCAUAGAUAGUGUUGAAAGGAAUAUCUACCACUAUUUUGUUUCUGAUUUUGUCUCGUUGAUGCACGAGCCAUGACCCUGUACCAUGAGUCUCUUGAUGAAUGACCUGGCGUUGAAAGAAUCGAUGUAGGAUGGGCUUGUAUUUGGUUUGAAGGACGAGUCGAAGAACGAAACGAAUGUCAAAGGAAAAGAACACAUUGGGAUGACGGCCGAGGGGAAACGCUGGUCCGGAAAGUGCGCAUUCAGCAGCUUGCAGAGCGUCUGCUUGAGAUUGUUCGCCAAAUGUAGGAGUCUGAGCUGUGCAAUAAUACAUCGGCGUUCGUUGGUACGUUGGUUUGAGAGAAAAUACAGAGAUCUG
Molecule: messenger RNA, 1030 nt
Organism: Amoebophrya sp. A120
Lineage: Eukaryota; Dinophyceae; Syndiniales; Amoebophryaceae
Source: the annotation of a GenBank genome assembly